Messenger RNA from Scatophagus argus, 5522 nucleotides. It is a transcript of the gene rexo1, whose product is annotated as REX1, RNA exonuclease 1 homolog. Gene Ontology annotation, molecular function: exonuclease activity; nucleic acid binding. Gene Ontology annotation, cellular component: nucleus. The record is from RefSeq and is a predicted model, not a curated record. Bases 557 to 4405 code for a protein of 1282 amino acids. The transcript has 16 exons. Lineage: Eukaryota; Metazoa; Chordata; Actinopteri; Scatophagidae.
ACCCAAGGACUUGAAGAUAACCCAUCACUGGACACCUGUGAAAUAAAAUGUUGAAACACUUGUCUCACUUAUUUUACGAAACGGACUUCCGAAACACGGCUCUACUAUGAAGAGCGCGCACUGCCGUUUCUAUUGAAUAGCAGCAAUUAGCUAAUUAACGUGUGCAGAAAGCUAGCAAGGAAAAUGACGGGAAAAAAAACCGUAGCACCAGAAACACUAUUCUAUUAUUGAUUAAUCAAUACCCGCCUCACAUUAACACUUAAGUUCUGGGUUUGCAAGGACACACGUUGAAGGCGUCCUCUUGCUAACUAUGUGACGUUUUGGCAACGCCUCGGGUUACAACUUUUAGCGUUAACUAUUGAUUAUUAUCUGUGACGUGUUGGAGCGCGACACGUGUGAACUCACGCGAGAUUUCAUUUUACUGGCCAAUCCAACAUGGCGCCGUAGGGACGUUGUUAUUGUUCCCUCUCUCCUACAAGCUAUUGCAGCACGAUUGAAACUACGCAGAAAACGGACCGACGCGUUCAGGCGGGCAUGAGAGGACCAUCUGGGGAUAAUGCUGAGGUCCACCGGUUUCUUCCGAGGGAUUGACUGUCCGUUUUACGCGGAAUACAGCGAGGGCAAAGGCAGCAAAAAUGGGUGCAACAGACCGUACUGUCACUUCAGGCAUAGCCAGCAGAGACGGCCGUCCUACGGAGCACCGGCAGACGUUAAACGGCAAAGAGACCUUCAGUCGGCACAGAAAGACCGUUCAUCUUGCAUCCCUGUAGAACAAGGUUAUGAUCCCUUCAACCCCGAAGUUGUGAGGCCCCAGGAGGAUCAGAAUGGAAAACCAGCUGCCUCAGGAGACCUCAGCGGCGCUCUGGAGCUGGUCAACAGGGCCAUCGAGGAGGUCCGCAGCGAAGUGGAGAGGGAGAAGAGGAAGCUCUCACGCAUUGGGGAUGAACCAUAUGAUCCCAGUGAGAGUACCAGUUUGUCUUCAUCUGAUGCUGCUAAAAGUAAAACACCCCCUUCACACAUGGCCUAUGACCCUGGGAGUUAUCAGAUGACAUCAGAAGGCUAUAAUCCCACCCCUGGCUGCAGCAAGUACACCCUGGAUUCAGACAACCAGGGGAAAAAUAAUAACUCCAUGGAAUAUGUUCCUACUUCAGUGAAAAAGCCUUCAUCUCGGACACGUACACACCAGCCUCCCUCUCCUCCCCCUAGUCCGAAGUACUCCAACAGCACCUCGUCCUCCAAGUGUAAAUACACAGUGGAUAAUACAAAACCAUCUACAGAUAUGGAGUAUGACCCGCUGUCCAACUACUCAGCAGGAAUCGCAGUGAAAAGCAAGAGGGACAAGGGUGCACAAGCUGUUAAGACCGAGGGGAGAAAGACACCCAAACAGCUGGGAUCAGAUAUGUCAGAUGAGGACUGUGCUGUAGCUGUAAAAAAGCCACGGCAGCAGAGCGUUGACUCAAAAAAGUACACUUUCUCUGACUCUGAUGGGGAGAGCUCUGGGACGGAGUAUCGACCGAUGUCACUUAGUAAUCUCCAGCAGAGAAAAGGCAACAGUGGGCCACUUUGGGAUGGUGUGGGCAAGGAGAGAAAAGAGAGAACAGAAAGUACACUUAAUACUCUGACUCAGAGGAAUAAGGAGGAUUUGGUGGGGGACUCAGACAUCCAGGGAGAUCAUAAGGGAAAGGACGACCUAGAAAAAAAGAAGUCGACUGGUCAAACUAGUCACGAAAAAAGUGGCAAAUCUGAGAAAGUGCACAAACUUGAAAAGGAAGUAAACAAAACAACGGGAAGUAAGAGCAACGGCGGCAGCACUAAAGACAAAGGCUCAAUAAAAACCUUAAACCAGGACUCUGCAAAGAAGGAGAACAAGAGUAAUGGAAAAAGAGAUGAUGGGAAAAACCCAGUUAAGGUUAAGACAUCAGAUAAAGUUCGGAGGGAUGGUAGAGAUGAAAAGAGAAACGAUAAGAUCAAAGCUGGAGAAAAAGUAAAAACAGACUCUGGCAAGCGAGAUAAAAAUUCAGAAAAUGUUGCAAGGGAAAGCAAGAAGCCCAAGAUAUCAGACAAGGAAAAAGAACUUAGCAAAUAUAAGGACAGCCCACAUAAAAAUGGUAAACUUGAUAGCAAUAAAAGAGAAAAGGAUGUAAAGAAAAGUAGUAAAAGCAGUUCUAGUAGUGUGAGCAGUAGUAGUAACAGUAAAGGCAGUUCUGCAAGCAGUAAAGACAAGGUAAAGCAAAACAUCAGCUCAUCAAAUGGGAAAAGACUUGAAAACAAAAGAUCCAGUCUGAGCCUUAGCCAUGCAGAUCUGUUUGGAGAUGAGAGCCCAGAGGAGGCCGAACCGAUAGAGGCGGACGAUGACGACGAGGAACCUGAAGAAGUGCUGGUGAGAAAAUCUGCAGACGCUUUAAAGAGGGGACGUCUGAACAAGAGGAAAGCGUCGGAGCUGACUCCGUCUUCCUCCGAUGAUGAAGAUGAUCACGGCUGGCUGGAAGACAGCAGGGCAGGUAAGGACGGGGUCGACGAAGUCAGAAUCGACCUGUCCAGUUUCCAGGAUGAUCUGGAUUUUGACUCAGAUCCCAUGGAGGAGUGUUUGCGGAUCUUCAAUGAAUCAAAGGAUGUGAAGAGGGAAGACAAGGGAAGGCAAGCCAAACAGCCCUCCAGGGAUUCAGAGGAGGAGAAAAUCACAGAGAGCACUUUAACCACUCUCUUCCCUGGUCAGAAGAAGAGAGUCUCCCAUUUUGUUGCCAAAGGAAGCAAUGAUGCGCCUUCCAAGUCUGUGGUGCGGCCGCAAAAGAGACUCACUGCGCAGGAGGUCUGCUUCCAGCGUAUGCAGAUGGCACAGCAGCAAGCUGCUCAACUUUCUGCUUCAGCCAAAGCUGCUUCACAAAGCUCCAGCCCCAGCUUUUCUGGAGAGAGGAAGAGAAUAGCUCACCGCCCCAACCCACAAAUAACAUCUUCUAAAACAAGCCCUGCAGAUGUUAAACCAGCUGCUAGUCGAGUGCUGUCCCCCAGCCAGACCCAUCCAACUGUCAAGACCCAAACCACUGCCGGCAUCUUGUCUAAAACCAUGUCUACUGCCAUGCAGAAGAGGGUGGCACACAUGCCCACCAUGAAGAGCACUUCAAUGAGGCGCCCCGUCAUCCCCGCUGAGUUUGGGGCCAAAGUUCCCACCAACAUCCGCCAGCGUUACCUCAACACUUUCAUUGAUGAGUGCGUCAAAUUUUGCCCAUCGGAGGACGCCGCCUUCCGGAUGGCCCUGAACGAGGAGAAGCUGGUGUACGAGCGCAGCAGCAGUAAGAACAUCUACCUCAACGUAGCCGUGAACACCCUGAAGAAGCUCCGCAGCCAGAGCAGCGCCUCUCCAUCGCCUGUCACCAAAGACUCCAGUUUAGUUGCCAGGAGGAGGACCCAGUCCCACGAGGAGGUUCUGGGAGGCCGUCUCGCUGCUACAACCAGCUUCACUGUCAACAGGAUGGGUAAACAGCAGGAGGAGAAACUGACGGGAGCCACUCUGUACAGGAAGCUGAAGUCGUACCUGAUGACGGAGGAGCAGCUCCAGGAGCACGGAUACCCAAGAACCAACCCCGAGGCUGCAGGCAGAGCCAUCAUAUACAACCUCCCGGAGAAAAAGGCCGUCUCAGACCCCUUCAGCAAGAUAUGCUGUCGAUGUGGAGCAGAAUAUAAGGUCAAUGUCAACGGCAGCUGCGUACGGAAAGAGGAAUGUAGUUUUCACUGGGGGCGACUGCGCAGACAGAAAGUCGCUGGAGGCUGGGAGACCAAUUACAGCUGCUGUGCUGCAUCAGUGGGCACGCCAGGUUGCCAAGUUUCCAAGCAACAUGUUCAGGAUGGACGUAAAGAGUCAUUAGACGGCUUCGUCACAACGUUCAGUAAAAGUCCCCCACCUGAUGGCAAUGGAGGGGUGUUUGCUCUGGACUGUGAGAUGUGCUACACAAAGCAGGGCCUGGAACUGACGAGGGUGACGGUCAUCGACUCUGAGAUGAAAGUCAUCUACGAUACUUUUGUCAAACCUGAAAGCAAAGUUGUUGAUUACAACACGCGGUUUUCGGGUGUGACAGAGGAGGACUUGGAAAGCACCACCAUCAGUCUGCGAGACGUUCAGGCCGUCCUGCUCAGUAUGUUCAGUGCUGAAUCCAUCCUCAUAGGACACAGUCUGGAGAGCGACCUGCUCGCUCUGAAGCUAAUCCACAGUUCAGUCGUAGACACGGCCAUUGUGUUCCCUCACCGCCUCGGCCUGCCCUACAAACGUGCCUUGAGGAACCUGAUGGCCGACUACCUGAAACGCAUCAUCCAGGACAACGUGGAAGGCCACGACUCGAGCGAGGAUGCGUCUGCCUGCAUGGAGCUCAUGAUCUGGAAGAUCAAGGAGGAUGCGAAGGUCAAAAGAUGACCUCUGACCCCUCUCCUCAACUUUUCUCCGUUCCUGCCUUCGCGUCGGUCGCAGCGAGACGGAAAAGUUCAGGAGGCCUGCGCCUGCUUUUAGAGAGCUCAGGUCAACGUGUCAGGGGGAAAGUUGAGGUCAGAUGAAAGUUUUCCACGGUGAAAGCGUGAGAGGAGGCUGCUGUGGUCACUGCCUGGGAUGAAUGAGAGAGCUGCCAGUCCCUUCGAAGCAACGAGAGCCCACAUUAACAGUGUUUUCAUUUGCUUAUUGGUAUUUCAGUUCUUAAAGAUUACGUUAGUUUAAAUGUAUUUCUGUUUGUUCGAGCAGUGUCCUAUAAGGCCUCAAAAAUUUUAUGAACGAAACCUUUCAAUAGAAGAAAAAUGAACAAUGAUGGAUGAUGAGAUAUUCUUGCCGGGCUGCAUCUUCAGCCUUAAUUGCACUAUAGAAAUGCUCUUGUUGUACAGGGCCCAAGUCUGAGUACCUCAUCCGUGUUACAAAGCAGUCACUUCUAAUGAAUAACAUGUUACUUAGUUAUCCACUUAAGUGCAUUGACGUCUUAGUCUGUUCAACUUUGCUAUGUAAAUGCACUCGUGCUUUUCACUUUGCACCUCGUUUCCUGUCACUGACGCUCUGUUCACGUUGCGGUUCUGGCCGAUCUGAUGGCUGAUCUGUUGACUGGCUCUCACACCCAACUAAUCCUAUAAUACUUGAUCAUAUAAAAUACCCUCAGCAGAAAUGUAAAGUCUCUUCUGCUACCUGUUUGGUAUAGCCAAUGGAAUAUAUCACUGUAUUUUAUAGUUGAGACUGACUAUAUCCACGAUGCGUCUGUGUCAUGUUCACUGCAUGAGGUAAAACAACAGGAAUCAUUGUGAUAGCUGGUAUCACAUGGUGUUACUCCAUAAAAACACAGAAAAUUAAGUUCAGUACUUGAAUUAAGUUUAGGUUAUGAAUUACAGACGAUUAUCAUUUAGCGAGUACCAGCUAACCUGUGCUGUUUUAUGUUGGAAAUGACUGAAAAAAAACAUACUUGAGUGCUGUAAAUACGCUGUAAGCAGUUUCAUUUGUAUUUGUUCUUUCUUUUUUUUUGGUUGUUUAUCUUUUUCUAUUAAAAGGUAUAAGUUAAAAG